Molecule: messenger RNA, 568 nt
Organism: Rhizophagus irregularis DAOM 181602=DAOM 197198
Lineage: Eukaryota; Fungi; Glomeromycota; Glomeromycetes; Glomerales; Glomeraceae
Source: RefSeq, a predicted model, not a curated record
AUGGUAAUCAAGGAAAAUAUAGUAGAUUUAACGGAAGUAAAAAUGUGGUUUGCUAAUAAUUCCGCCAUAUCAUUGGGUUAUUGUGGUUUAUCAACUUCUAGAACUAUAUUUAAUUCUAAGUGGACUCUUAAAGAAAGAAAACAACGUGAGAAGUUCCAAGCUACGAUUAGAAACAUUUCAGAUUCUAUGACGUUAGCAGCUUUAUGGAAAGAUAGCCGCUCACAUUCAUUCCUUUCUGCCGUAAAAGGUUUGAAAAGUUUUAAAAUUAUACAAACAGCUAAGGGGGAUCGUAAGUUUAUUGGUUAUUUUGAAAAGUGGGUUGAUAUGCGAACAGCAUUAGAUAAUCAAUAUACUUGGGAACAAGUGAACCUGUCUUGAAAUCGACACGUACCUCCAAAGCAACCAACAAGGUCAUAAGGUAAUAAUACCAACAAGAAUCAAAGAACUUCAGGAAGUCAACAGACCCAGAAAAAAUAGCAGAAUUCUUCGAAGAAUUCUAAGAAGAAACCACAAGAGACAAAGUCUGAUAAAAAAUCCAAGAAGGAUAAAAAAGACAAGUCCUGUAAAG